GAGAAGGUUUGUAGAAGAGGAAGGGGCAAAGUGAAAGUUCUGCCUUUAGAUAACAUGCGACAGUAUAGGAUUUCUUUUUACUCUAGAGCCAGUCGUUUAUACUCUCUCGGUCUCCUCUUCCCUUUCAAAACUCUCGAGUUCUAUAUUGAGUUCAAUCGGUUCUAAUACUUCUUCUAGUAGUAUUAUGGCUUCUCAUGGUUCUAAUAAUGUUUUUCUAAGCUUUAGCGGCGAAGAUACUCGUCAUUCUUUUACAGAUCAUCUUUAUUACGCACUAAGGAGAGCAGGAAUUAGUACUUUUAGGGACGAAGAAGAAAUCGAAAGAGGCGAAAAACUGAUGCCGGAGAUCAAGAGAAUAAUCAAAGAAUCUAGGGCUUCGGUAGUUGUAUUCUCAGAGAACUAUGCAACUUCAACAUGGUGUCUAGACGAGCUUGUCCUGAUCCUAGAACAAAGAACGGAGUGCAAUCACUUUGUUCUACCUGUUUUUUAUCACGUCGAUCCUUCGGAUCUGAGGAAGCAUACUAAAACAUUCGCUAUCGAAGUCAAAGCUUCUUCAAGGUGGACAGAUCACAACGUGAACCUGUGGAAGAAAGCUCUCAAAGAGACUGCUGAUUUGGCCGGCAUGGUUUUGUCUGGGUCUGAAGCAGAGUUUCUGAAGGAGAUUGUUGACGUCAUUUACAAUAAACUGGAUCGCAGAGAAGUUAUUCUCCCACCCAAUAUAACAGGGAUGGCCACUCGAUAUGACAAGAUUAGUAUGUGGUUAAAUCAACCCAAUGUUGAAUUUUUAGCAAUUUGUGGCAUGGGUGGAAGUGGCAAGACAACACUGGCCAAAUAUAUUUACGAUUCAAAUUGGAAAACAUAUGAAAACAUGAGUUUUGUUGAAGGCAUUGGCCACAAAUGUGAAGUGCCCGAUGGUUUGCGUAUGUUACAAGAACAACUUCUCAAAGGUAUUUUAGGAGGCAAGAAAAGGAAAAUACCUAGUGUGUUUGAAGGUACAUGGGAGAUUAAGGAGGCCUUACAAACCAAAAGGUCGCUUAUUGUUCUUGAUGACAUUACUGAAGAAAGUCAGUUAAUUGCAUUACUUGGAACUGGGAUGAUUAAUGCACAAAGCAAGAUUAUCAUAACAACAACGAGGGAAAACACAAAUAAUUGGUUUAAGUCCAAAAAUUGGAGGUGUCGAGAUUAUAAAAUGGAACUAUUGAAUGAUGAUGAAUCGUUAGAGCUUUUAAGCCGUCAUGCUUUUGGUUCCAAAGUCCCCAUGGAAGGUUUCGAGGAGCUUGCAGUUCGAGCAAUAAGAUAUUGUGAAGGAAAUCCUUUGGCUCUUGAAGUAUUGGCUUCUUCUCUAUCCAAUAACAAUACCAUUUUACAUUGGAAAAGCCAAUUGAAUUUGCUGGAAAAAGAAAUGGAUUCUAGAAUUCAAAAUGUACUUAUCAUGAGCUAUAAGUCAUUGUCGUUUGACUUAGAAAAAGAGUUAUUUUUGCAUAUUGCUUGUUUUUUUGUUGGCGUAGACAUGGAUUAUGUUGUAAAGAUAUUGGAGCACGAUUACAAUGCAUUGUCGGGGAUCAAAAGCCUAUCCAACAGAUGCCUUCUUUCUGUUUCACCAAACAAGAAACUGAUGAUGCAUCGAUUGGUUCAAGAGAUGGGGAAAAACAUAGUUCGUCAAGAAUCAAGAUUCCCUAUAGAACGUAGUAGAGUUUGGCUUAGUGGAGAAUCUCAUAAAAUAUUGACUAAGGGAGAGGGUUCAAAAUCAAUGGAAGGUUUAGCACUUGACAUGCAAAUGCUAGAUAAACAGAUGUUUACUUUCAAGCCAUCAAACCUCAAGACAGAUGCACUUCAAAAGAUGGAUAGACUAAAAUUGCUCAAACUAAACUUUGUGAAGCUCACGGGGACCUAUGGGAACUUUUCAGAAGACUUAAGAUGGCUCUGCUGGCUUGGAUCCAAUUUAAGAACCAUACCCUCUGACUUAUUCAUGGGAAAUUUGGUGGCUAUAGAUAUGAGCUAUAGCAAAUUGGAAGUAUUUGAACCACCUAUGGUUCUUCAGUCACUGCAGAUUCUGAAUCUUACACACUCACAUGAUCUAUCUGAAAUCCGCAACAUGUCCAUGAUCCCUCAUCUACAGACUUUGAUUCUUUGGAAUUGUCGCAGUCUGACUCGUGUAAGCAAAACCAUUGGAGACCUGAAGAAUCUUACACUACUGAAUAUGACAGGAUGCAAAAAUCUUUGCAAGAGUGUGAAAACAGAUCUAGAUCUAAAAGCUUCUACCUCUGGUGGAAAAGUUACAAAACAACCUACUUUUUCCUUCCCAAGUUCAUUACACCGCUUAUUCCUUAAUGACUGCAAUCUUUACUGUACUGAUUCUUUUCCUCUGAGUUUCAGUGCUCAACAAUGUAUGGAGUACUUGAAUUUAGGCUAUAGUCUAUUUGAGUUUCUGCCUUGUUAUGACCAUCUUAAAAAUCUUCGGGUCCUAGAUUUGACUUCAUGCUCAAUGCUUAAAAGGCUUCCAUGUCUCCCAAGCACACUUGCAGAAUUGUAUAUAUACUAUUGUAAAUCACUGGAGGAAAUAAAUUUCCAAUCACAUCGAUUCACAUUGCAAGAAUUUGGCUAUGAAGGCUGUAUUAGUUUAUUAGAAAUUGAAGGCUUUAUCAAAUUGGUGCCUAUAACCAAACUUGAAGGAAAUGAUUUGGGACAUAUGAAGUGGCUAAAAGAAUAUCAAAAUCAUGAGGUGUGCUUGGUUGGUGAUGACGAGCUCACCAAAGGCAGAAGUUCGUGUGUCCAGAUGUUGUAUGAAUUUGAUAUAAUGAGCACAUCUCUGCCAGACAUGGAGGAUCCAAACAUGAAGUCUACAUAUGUAUCGGAGUCAUCAUCUUUAUCCUUUGACAUGCCUCCUCCUCCCAAGAAUAAAAGGCUCAAAGGAGUUGAUGUAACUUUCAAAUAUACAAUUUCAAGUGAUGAUGAUUGGGUAUGGUUCUGUAAAAUCAAUACAACCAAUGGUGUUGAUUUGAUGUACAACCCCAAAGUCUUUGGCAAACCUGAAUUGGGUGAAGUUGGUAUAUGGUUAAGCUAUUGGCCAAUUGGAAACACGUUGGACAUUGGAGAUAAAGUCAAUGUUUCUAUCGCUGUGAUAAAUGGAUUGGAGGUUCAUGAAUGUGGUGUGAGCCUUGUUUAUACUGAUGAUAAAGUAGCCGAGGAAAACUUGGAAAAUAACAUUGAAUGGAUAGAAGUUCUUGGAGGAGAUUUGUCUGGAUUUCAAUUAAGCACACGAGCAUACUAUCUUUGUCGCCGUGAUUUGUUUGAGUUAAUGGAAGUUGGUAGACUGACUGCUGGUUGGUUUAGUAUUUUAGUUGGUGAUACCAUUGAAUGUACAGAGGUUCGAGGAUGGAGAAAGACAGGUCGACCUAUGCAGUUGAAUCCAUCAUUUACUGAGUUAAAUUUUGUUAGAUGCAUCAUGCAUGGUCCUGAAUCGGAGGAAAUUUACAAGAUUGCAGAGAUGUCAAAAUCAUCAAUCGUAGAUAAAACUUCGGAGUUCACAUCAAGCCUGCUUGGUGAGACCAUGAAAUCUUCCACGUCGUCUAAAUUUGGAGAAACAACAAUAAAGGAAUUAAAUGAGAUGAAGAAGUCAACUUCAAGCACACAUGGUGAGAAGUUGAGAUCACUGGUUGCACAUGGUGGUACCAGCGAGACUGAGAUAAUGGCGUCAACUGAUUAUCAAGGUUCAUCGUCUCCACGUUUUCAGCCUUUAAGACUGAGUAUGAAACGAGCUCCAGCGAUUCAUGAGGCCACCAGUCAGGAACAAGAAGAGGUUGAAGUGUUUCAAAGACAUGUAACCCAAAGGUUUAUCGAUUUGUCUCAAAUCGAUUCUCAUGAAUUCCUUUCUCUUUCCUGGGUUUAUAAUCUCCUAGAUGUUUUCCUAUGUUGUGAAGAAGAAUUCAAAGCCAUAUCAUUCAACAACCAAUCUUACAUGACGUAUAAGUUAGUUUUGGAUUAUUUCGAGAGGAGCGUCAAAGGAUUAGAUAUUUGUAAUGCAAUUAGAGAUGGAAUUGAACAGAUCCGACAAUGGCAUAAACAACUGGAGAUCAUUUCACAUGCUUUGGGAAAUCAACGAUAUCUUGGAGAAGGUCACUUCCGGCGAGCCAAAAAGGCGAUAAUCGAGUUAACAAUUGGGAUGCUUGACAAUCAACAAUCCAACUCCGCUCAUAGAAACAGAUCCUUUGGUAAAGAUCCUCAAAAUUAUCAAAAAUCCUUGAAGAAAUUCAAAUCAUUCUCAUGGAGUGUUUCAAGAUCUUGGUCGGCUUCAAAUCAACUUCAAGCAAUUGGGAACAACAUUGUUCCUCCCAAGGCUACCGACGUCAUUCGUGUACCUGUAGCUGUAGCUGUUUACACAAUGAGCAAUGUAUUGUUAUUCGUGAUGUGGGCUUUGGUAGCUGCAAUCCCUUGUCAAGAUCGUGGACUAGAAUCCCAUUUCAACAUACCCAAGAAUUUCAAUUGGGGUUCUCCGAUUACUGGUCUGCACGAGAGAAUUUUGGAGGAAUCGAAGAAGACAGGGAGGAGAAAUGCUUGUGGAUUGUUGAAGGAGAUUGAAAGCAUUGAGAUUUCUACUCGUUUUAUAAACGAAUUGUGUGAUUCGUUGCAGUUUCCAUUGACGGAAGAACUGGAAUUGGAGGUGAGAAAGAGGGUGGAGGAAGUGGAUAUGGUGUCUGAAGCUAUUAAGAAUGGUCUGGAUCCAUUGGAGAAGCAAGUGAGAGACGUUUUUCAUCGAAUUGUGAGCACUAGAACACAAGCACUCAAUUGACGAAUCUGUUAAUUAAAUUAAAUCAGAUAUGUAUAGACAAUAUAAUUAGGAUAUGAAUUGUAUUUGGAGAUCUUUGUACAUGUUCAUGUGUUUAUCUUGUGUAGUUGCAUCUAAUUAACUAUUUCUUCUUACGUUUAAUGGUAUGUUUUUAGUUUAA
Messenger RNA from Lactuca sativa (garden lettuce), 4943 nucleotides. RefSeq names its product protein BYPASS1-LIKE. Lineage: Eukaryota; Viridiplantae; Streptophyta; Magnoliopsida; Asterales; Asteraceae. Gene Ontology annotation, biological process: signal transduction; defense response. Gene Ontology annotation, molecular function: ADP binding. The record is from RefSeq and is a predicted model, not a curated record.